UGGCCUGUGUGUAGGGCCUCUGUUCGCCCCUCCCUGGCUCUGGGCUCCCAGGCUCCUGGGCUGACCUUGGCGUCUCCAGGAAACGCAGAGGCGCCCAGCCCGUAGUCAUGACAACAGGGCAGGGCCUUGGCGCCGCUUUAGGAUGAUUGACGUCGGGGAUCUGGUUCUGGCUCCAAGCCAGGCAUCCAAAGGCACAGGCUCGGGAUUAACCCCUCAGGGCUGAGGGUUAGAGGGCUGGCAGGGUUGGGGUUACCCAUCCACCUGGUCACUCCCGGGCCUGGACCCCCUAGGAGUCCAAGCCCCCCAUGCCUUCCGACUGGGAAAUGACUUGGUGCCGGCUUGUGGCCAAGAGGGGGGCUCGCCUCCCUGCGGGUGGACAGACCCAGGACUCAGGGGUCCCCUCUCCCCAGCCCAAGGCCACACCUGUCCCCGAGGGGCCGUGGUGUUCAGUGCGGGGUGUCGGCCUCCAGAAGGGACUUGGUUUUGGGAACUGGGCCAGAGAGGCCUGUGACCAACCCCUCUUGGGCACCAGGCUUUGCCGUGAUGGGCAUGCCCACAGGCGGGUACAUGUGGGACUUGGGACCAACCGGCAGCGCCAGCCCGCCCGCCCUCCAGUCCCUGCCUGGAGCCCCACGUCUAGUACCCCGGUUUGGUUCCUCCACUUGGGGAAGGAAGGUGGGGCCUGGGGACACGUGUUAGGGGUCCACUGAGCUGCCAGCAAGCCAGGGGACAUGGAGCUGGGGUGGGCUGCAGGGGCACCGACGCAGGUGACCACCUGCUGCUUGGGCCUGUGCCAGCUGGGGAUGGGAGCUGGGUCACAGUCCUUCAGCGGGGACUCCAGAAGCCAGGGUCCCCGGGGUGGCCCGAGGCUUGCCAGGGCUACUUCACUGGGCUGGGGUAGGGCAGUGGGCUACCUGCCUACAGAGCCCACGCCCUGUGAGUGGAUGGAGGGUCACAGCCUGACCAGCUGGCAGCACAGUUCCCGCAGCCACCUCCCGAGGAGAUGGACAGGCUGGGCAGGAAGUGUCCUGACCUGGCCUUAGAGCAUCCCCACCUUUGCAGAGCGCUGCUGCCACCCCCAGUCCGGUGAUGGGGACCAUGACCCCGAGCGAUGUGAUGACCUCAGGCCCCAUGGGGCCUGGCUUUUUCCAGCCUUUCAUGUCACCACGGUUCCCGGGGGGCCCCCGACCUGCACUGAGGAUGCCCAGUCAGCCUCCUGUGGGGCUCCCCGGCUCCCAGCCCCUGCUCCCCGGCACCAUGGACCCCUCCCCACGCAUGCAGGGGCCGAGCAUGGGCGGCCCGAUGCAGAGGGUGACACCACCCCGCAGCAUGGCCAGUGUCGGGCCCCAGGGCUACGGAGGUGGCUUGAGGCCCCCGCCCAACGCCCUCGCCGGCCCUGGCCUGCCUGCCAUGAACAUGGGUCCAGGAGUGCGGGGCCCUUGGGCCAGCCCCAGCGGCAACUCGGUGAGUCCCGGCAGGAGUGGGUGUGGC
Messenger RNA from Fukomys damarensis (Damara mole-rat), 1491 nucleotides. It is a transcript of the gene Ssbp4, whose product is annotated as single stranded DNA binding protein 4. The annotation marks the transcript as partial. Gene Ontology annotation, biological process: positive regulation of transcription by RNA polymerase II. The record is from RefSeq and is a predicted model, not a curated record. The transcript is spliced from 6 exons. Gene Ontology annotation, cellular component: nucleus. NCBI's taxonomy places the organism in Eukaryota, Metazoa, Chordata, Mammalia, Rodentia, Bathyergidae.